UUAAAAGGGGUUUUGCUCCAUCAUUUGCAAAUUCACCUACCAAGAUCGGAUUCAAUUUCUGUAAAUUAAAAAAAAAACCAGAAGGUUUGAGUUUUACAUGGCUAACGGUGAAGUAGCUAUAGCUUUGGAGAAGAUGGAAGAGAAAGCUGAAGCAAUUCCAGUUGCAGACAACUCGAAAGAGAAAGUUGCAAGUAGUCAUUCAAAACCAGAGGCUACAGUGGAAAAUUCAGUCAUGAAAGAUGAACAUGGAUCAAGUAAGAAAUGGUCACCAAAAGAGGAGGAAGCUCAUGAUCCUCCUCAGGGGUGCUUCCUUCAAAAGUGGAAGAAGAUAUUUGUAGCGUCGUGUCUGUUUGCUGUUUUAUUGGAUCCAUUGUUUCUCUACGUUCCUAUGAUGAGGGAUGAAAUCAAGUGCCUGCUAUACGACAGAAACUUGAAGAUUGCCGCUCUUCUUUUAAGAUCAGUCACUGAUCUUUUCUAUAUAUUGGACAUCAUUUUUCAAAUUUAUGCAUCACCCAACUAUUCUGAUGUCAUGGAUCUAUAUCGUCGUAUUAGGCUGUACUGCUCGAAAAUAAGAUUUUGGAGGAAAUAUUUUGUGCCAACAAUUGCUAAGACAAUCUUGGGGUCAUACAAUAUCUUAAUUGACAUUAUGGCCAUUCUU
Messenger RNA from Prunus avium (sweet cherry), 658 nucleotides. Lineage: Eukaryota; Viridiplantae; Streptophyta; Magnoliopsida; Rosales; Rosaceae. The record is from RefSeq and is a predicted model, not a curated record.